Molecule: messenger RNA, 3618 nt
Organism: Notothenia coriiceps (black rockcod)
Lineage: Eukaryota; Metazoa; Chordata; Actinopteri; Perciformes; Nototheniidae
Gene: ppfibp1b
Product: PPFIA binding protein 1b
Exons: 18
Coding region: 666-2675 (669 amino acids)
Biological process (GO): neuromuscular junction development
Cellular component (GO): presynaptic active zone
Molecular function (GO): protein binding
Source: RefSeq, a predicted model, not a curated record
GACGGGUAACAACCAGAAAAGCAUGACAUGGGACCUUUAAGGACGACCUACAUUACAAUAACAUUUAGCCACUAAUUUGCCAUAAGGAAAGGUGCCUCUCAGAUGUUUUACCAUAGGUUAGCUAGCUCAUGUGAUUGCUGGAGGAUUCAUGGGUAACGGUACCGUCUUUAGACUAUCAACAAUUUGACCUCUGCUUAUAUGUUUGAUGCAUGCUUCUGUUUAUGUGUAUUUUCACACAUAUUCAAAUUUGAGUUAAACAAACUUAUACCAUUAUCAAACAAUGAUUUUGUGGUCCUCCUGCAGUGACUCUGAACACACCCUAAAAGACCCCUGUGGGUGAGGCUUGAAUAGUAAUUGGUAUCCCCAGGAUUGCUAGAGUUGAGGGAAGACUGAUCACAGAGUGUUUGUUCUGGAAAUUGAAAAUGUUCUACCCAAGUGAAAGAACCCUGCUCACACAAGAUGGUCAAUGAAUCUGAACAUUUAAAAGACCAAGACCGGCUGUGAUGUUCCUGGAAUGACGUUCAGUAAUGUUGCAGCAUGUUAUGUCUUAAUGUGUUCAAUCCUGCAGUUUACCCUCCGUAUCCUCCUCAAGCUACACACAGUCACUGCUACAGUUCUUUGCCUGUAAUCAUUUCCUUUCCUCACUAGAUGUGGAAGUGCAGAGAAUGAAAAAGGCAGUCGAGUCAUUGAUGGCAGCGAAUGAAGAGAAGGAUCGUAAGAUUGAUGAACUAAAGCAGUCGCUGCUGCGGUAUAAGAAAGUUCAAGAAAUGGUGAUGUCAGUGCAAGGGAAGAAAGAGAAAGGCAAAGAUAACGAGUAUUUCGAGGGUGAUGGCGAUGGAUUCAACGAGUUCUUCCUAAGCAUCCCGAUGUCUGCUGAGUCGGAGAAGUAUGAUGUAUUGGAUGUUGAACUGAAGAGGAGGAGCCCAGAUGAGUUGGAGAUGCUUAAUGGUCAGACUGAAGAGCCUUCACCCUCUCCCAGCCCUUCAGAUCCAGAACGAGUGUCAGAGUCGGCACCAACAGAUGCUGAAAGCUGCCAGGAUCCCAUCAAGAAGGGCAGCCAGGAUCAGAUGGAAAGGAGCAAUAAUGAAAAGAAUGCUAAUGAAGGGAUCAGUAAGAUGAGUGGGAAGCCUCCUGUGGGUUCCUCUGCGACCCUGCCGACCUCCACAGAGGACGAGAGCUUCGGCUCCAGAAAGGCUCGCUCAUCCUUUGGAAAGGGCUUCUUCAAGAUCCGCGGGGGCAAGAAGACAGGCAGUACUCCUAACCUCGACCGCAGCCGAAGCGCAAGUGCCCCUAUGCUAGCUGAAACGGAGCGACCGGGCACCGACCAUCUGGACCUGGCCGGGCUGCCACAGAGGUCGGCUAACAGCGGCAGCACCAACACACUCUCCGCGACCCCUGAGGGCAGGAAAAAAGCCAAAGGAAUAAAGAAACUCUUUGGGAAGCUAAAAAGGAGUCAGUCUACCACAUUUAACCUGGAUGACAACCUACCAGAGGGAGACUUUAAGAGAGGCGGAGUGCGAGCCACAGCGGGACCCAGGCUGGGAUGGUCUCGGGACCUCCAGAAACCCAAUGAGGUUGAUGCUCCCUUUGCGCGCUGGUCGAAGGAUCAGGUGUGCAACUGGCUGCAGGAUCAGGGGCUCGGUCUCUAUGUGAACAUGGCUCGAGUGUGGAUCUCCUCUGGACAGACGCUGCUGCAGGCCUCACAGCACGACCUGGAGAGGGAGCUGGGCAUCAAACACCCGCUGCACAAAAAGAAGCUGCAGCUGGCUCUGCAGGCCCUCGGCUCAGAGGAGGAGAAUAAUAAAGGAAAGCUGGACUACAACUGGGUGACCAGAUGGCUGGAUGACAUCGGUCUGCCUCAGUAUAAGACCCAGUUUGACGAGGGGAGGGUGGACGGUCGCAUGCUGCACUACAUGACAGUGGAUGACUUGCUUUCUCUGAAAGUGGGGAGUGUCCUGCAUCACCUCAGCAUCAAGAGAGCCAUCCAGGUCCUCCGACUCAACAACUACGAGCCAAACUGCUUGCGGCGAAGGCCAUCUGACGAGAACAAUAUUUCUCCUGCAGAGAUUUCCCAGUGGACCAACCACAGGGUGAUGGAGUGGCUGCGCUCUGCGGACCUGGCUGAAUACGCUCCCAACCUGAGAGGCAGCGGAGUGCACGGAGGCCUGAUGGUCCUGGAGCCGCGCUUUAACGUGGAGACCAUGGCUCUGCUGCUGAACAUCCCCCCCAACAAGACGCUGCUGCGCCGCCACCUCGCCACACACUUCAACCUGCUCAUCGGCUCCGAGGCCCAGCAGCUCAAACAGGAGUGUCUUGAAAACCCAGACUACACUCUGCUGACUGCCACCACUAAGGUCAAGCCAAGGAAAAUGUCAUUUGGUAACUUUGGCAGUCUGAGGAAGAAAAAGCACGAAGAGAACGAGGAGUACGUGUGUCCGAUGGAUGUGGAGAUGCCAAAGGGACGAAGCUUUCAGAAAGGCUAUGAGCUCCAAAUCUACGAGGACGACCUCGACAGACUAGAACAGAUGGAGGACUCUGAGGGAACUGUGAGACAGAUCGGAGCUUUCUCUGAGGGUAUUCAAAACCUGACGAGCAUGCUAAAAGACGAUGAAUUCUUCAAAGAGGCUUCCAAUUCACCGAACCCCAGCGUAACAGACGAGGACUCCAUGGCGUGAGGCAGUCGGCACCCCGAGCUCUGGUCCUGCUGAGAAUGAAACUCUGGGCCUACCCCUCCCCACUACUCAAAGACUUGGCUCAACAAACCCCAAGAUUGCUCCAACAUUUCAUUUUAGUGUUACAUUCAAAGAUGAGCCAAAAGUAUUACAGUGUCUCCUCCUUUUCAGUUUCAAACGACGGUUUUGUGGCAGCCUACAGUCCUUUCACUCCUGAACUCUGUCUCCGUCAGAGGGAACAUUUAGGGCAUCACCACUGCCUGCCAGCUGGUUUCUGGAGAUAUUUUCUACUCAGUUGUGUACUGGCACUGUUUAUAUUUAUGAUAGAAGUGUCAACCAGCAGGAUAAAAGACAUCUUAAAUAUGCCAAUAUAGAUUUUAAUAUAUGUCUUGUAAUCUGCCUCCUGAAGUGAUGUGCUGAGACGAUUUUACUCAUGUUUAGAAGGUGGUGUAAAGUAAUAACUCUAAAACAGCUGCUAUGUUUUAUUCAGAACUAAACCCUGCUAUUUAUGUGGGAAUGUUCACAUAUGUUAUCCUACGUUGAGCAUUUUACAGGUUUUCACUCCAAAGUAAUAUUCUAAAUCUAUUUGCAGUACAAAGGCUGUACUUUACAGUAACAUUGCAUGGUAAUAACAUUCAACACAUUUAUGUAAGAGCUUUUUGUUUUUUUAAUUUGUUUUUUUACCAUAAAUUGAUUUAAAUGGAACCCUGUUUGUUGACAGUUAUUUUCAGAAAAGUUGAUUUGGAUGUCCUUUUUAUUUCAGAUAAUGUUUUAAUGCAACCCUCGACCAUCCACGAGAAGUUGUGUAUAUAGUUUUUUUUUUUUUACGUUCAUCCAUUUCUAAGAUCAAUAAAAUAAUUUCAAUCGGUUUGGAUUUUGUUUUAACAAACAAGAGAUUAUGGGAAAGCUGAUUUCACUGCUAAAUGAUUAAAAAAACAUGACUGUU